Thyridium curvatum is the source of this 798-nucleotide messenger RNA. RefSeq lists its product as uncharacterized. The transcript has 2 exons. The record is from RefSeq and is a predicted model, not a curated record. The coding region runs from base 1 to 798 and encodes 265 amino acids. Gene Ontology annotation, cellular component: nuclear outer membrane; nuclear pore transmembrane ring. Gene Ontology annotation, biological process: spindle pole body duplication; protein import into nucleus. Lineage: Eukaryota; Fungi; Ascomycota; Sordariomycetes; Thyridiales; Thyridiaceae.
AUGUCAUCUACCGCCCUCGUGCCGCCCAAGUCGGCGAGCACGCCGACAAAAAAGACACCAGUCAUUGCGGACAGCCCUGGAAAUUGGCGGCAUCCGCGUCUUGCAGAAAUCACCAAACGGCAGAACGCAACGGUAUUUUCUGAGAGAAACGUCAGGGCGAUUGUGUACAACCUCUCAUUUCUCGUCAUCGUCGUGGCCAUCCAGACCUUUGCUACCAGCUAUGGCUUGUUGAGACUAUUUGGCCAAGACUUCCGCCAGAAUUACGAGUCGUGGCUGUGGCUCACCCUGCAGUGCAUCCCCGUGGUGAACAUUGCCCUGGCGCUCCUUCCCCUCGUCCGGCGGCAAGACGAUCUGUCAGACAUUCCCCUGACCCCGAGCCAGCGAAAACUCCUGGGACUUCCGCCGAGCUCAGCACCGGCUACCCCGGGAUCGGUUUACAGCACCCCUCCUCGGUACUCGAGGACCCCAUCACUAUCCGGAUCUAUCGGGAGCAAUAAGAGUUACACCAGCUCGCCAUUGUCAGGUCGUGGCAGCCCUGGCCCCAGCAGCAGCAGGAUAAACGGCUCUCCAUUCUCUCCAGUCGCGAGCCCGCUGUUCCAGAAGGCAGUCAACGGGCCGCGCCGGUCAUCGUUCGGCUCACCAAGCCCCUUGCCGCCCAGCUCUUCUGGGGGCCUGUUCCCUGACGCGCCUGGCACCCCCAGCCCUAGUGGCACGGGAAAGCGUUCAAGUGUUGGUCUGAAUAAUAAGUGGCUCUAUGAGAGAGGAAGAAAGGGCUCUGGAAGUGGUUCACGAUUCUGA